This is a messenger RNA of Mytilus californianus (California mussel), 2717 nucleotides long. RefSeq names its product inhibitor of growth protein 3-like. The record is from RefSeq and is a predicted model, not a curated record. The transcript has 13 exons. Gene Ontology annotation, cellular component: NuA4 histone acetyltransferase complex. Gene Ontology annotation, biological process: regulation of DNA-templated transcription. The coding region runs from base 77 to 1411 and encodes 444 amino acids. Lineage: Eukaryota; Metazoa; Mollusca; Bivalvia; Mytilida; Mytilidae.
UUGACCUAGAUUGCUGAAUUCCUGUCGAAAUUUUACUCAUAUUUUUUUCACAGAAAAGACCGGAAGAACUGUCAAAAUGUUAUAUUUAGAGGAUUAUUUAGAAAUGAUUGAGAAUUUGCCAAUGGAAAUGAGAGAAAGACUUACAGAAAUGAGAGAAAUGGAUUUACAAGUUCAAAAUGCUCUUGAUGAAUUAGAUGAACGAGUCAAAUCAUUUUUCAAGAAAUGUACACAGCCAAAUGCAAAACAGGAGUGGAAAGAUGAACAGUUUGAGAAAAUAAAAAAGGACUAUUACAAAUCUUUAGAAGAUGCAGAUGAAAAAGUUCAUUUAGCAACUCAUAUAUAUGAUCUUGUUGACAGACAUUUAAGAAAAUUAGAUCAAGAAUUAUCAAAAUUUAAAAUGGAACUUGAAGCUGAUAAUGCAGGAAUUACUGAAGUUUUAGAAAAAAGGUCACUAGAGCUAGAUAAACCUCCAUCUAUCAAUAAUCAUAGAACAGAAAAGAGAAGAAUUCUGCAUUCUCAGCCUGUAAUGAACAAUCACUCAUCAGAAAAGAGAAUAGCUACAGAAAAAGUAUUAUCAUCUUUGGCCCAUGAGGCUGCAUUGGAGGCUAUAGGUCAGCGUAAACCACAAUCCAAUUCUAACUCCCCAGCAUUAUCAAUGUUUAACUCAACAUCAGUACCAUCAUUAACUUACAGUCUAGGUCAUGUGGGAGCAGGAAGUAAUGCUGCCAUUGCAGCUGCAGCAUCCCAGGCAAUAGCAGCAACACAACAGUCUCUAUCUUCACAGGAUUUCAUCUCUAGCGGCAUAACUAUUGAAACUAAAACUAAUACUAGGCGUGCUGACCAAAGCAAUAGAAUCAAGCUACAGCAUGGUAGACGCACACCAAGUAUGAAAGCUAGUUUAAUGGCCAUGUCAGAAUUAAGUAAAGAACUAACUAUACCGAAAGAUGUUUAUAGUUCAGCACCUUCAACUCCUACAGCAAGUCAUGAACCCAAAAUAUCCAGAUCAAAAAAACAAACUACCAAGGCAGCUCAACUCUCUCAGUCACAACAACAGUCCUCUUCACCUGCCAUUGUCUCGGCAGCACAGUCAUUACUGUCACAGAAACAACCUCUCACACCACAAACACCUGCUACUCCUGCUGAAGCCUCACCUCUAAUACGAGAAGAUGCCAACUCAGAUUUACAGAUUGUUGAUGAACAUGGACAGCCAAUAGACUGGCAAAAUGAUCCAAAUGAACCAAGAUAUUGUCUGUGUAACCAGGUGUCUUAUGGUGAUAUGGUUGGCUGUGAUAACGAUGAUUGUCCUAUAGAAUGGUUCCAUUAUGGUUGUGUUGGUCUUACUCAGGCACCAAAAGGAAAAUGGUACUGUCCUCAAUGUACAGCAGCAAUGAAGAGACGUGGUCGAAAAUAACAGUAGAUCUGUUGUGUUGUGCAUGUGUUGCUUAUGAAUUUAUAAACAGUAAUGGUCUGGGUUUUUUUCACAGACUUGUGUGAAUGGGACUUUGUUGUAAUAAAAUACAGUUGUUUGAAUGUUUUAUAAACGUACCUCAGUCUAUAUAAAAAGCUGUUUUGUAUUUGUUAACUAUCACUUUAUGCUAACUUUCUCAGUCUUAAAUAUUCUCUACGAUAAAGUCUUAGAUUCCAUAGAAUACUAUAUAUCAUGUUCAGGAGGGUUAUUUUGUGUAUCAUACCAGUCUUUAAGAUAAUUUUACCUUCUCACCAUGUAUAGUUUGCAAAUAUGCCUUCUGAGAAUGAUAUUUCUGUUCAGUAAAGGCUGUUGCUCAUAUUUAAUUUUAUCAGAAAACUAUAUUGUAAAUGGCAUUUAUAAUCAAAACUAAGGAUAGGUUCUAUUUUUUUUUAGUUCAAAAUUAGCAUACUGUGGAUUCAUUAUUAUUCGUUGGAUACCAAUUUUCGUGGGUUUCGUGGUUACAGGUGAACCAAUCCUCGAAAAUUGAUACCCACAAAAAUAAAUGAAUCCACAGUAUUAAUUUUUAAAUGAUUGCUGAAUUUUAUGGACUUUGCAAUUAAAGGAGCCUAAUAAUACCUCCUAUCCUACCUCUUCUUUCAAUAUGUAACUUUUAGGUCAGUGUUGGUCCAUAUUCAUACACCCAUUUUCGUCAAUUCUCAGUUUUCCUCUGCAUUGAUAAAAAGUGAUAUAAAAGAAACUACGGUAGGAGGAUUCAAGACAAUGUGCUGUUUUUUUACCAAAAGGACAAACAUUCAAAGUACUAGUCUUACAGAAAACUUAAAUCUAUUGUCAACAUUUGAUCUUUUCUCUUGUCAAAUCAGAAAGGAAGAAAAAAGAAUGCUACAAUUUACUGUUGAUUUUUCAGUCAAAAGUAUGAGUGAGAACCAGCAAACUAUCAUACUAACCCUCUCAUCCAAAUAAUUCUGAUUAGAUAUAUUGUUUGGUUCUAACUAGUUACAAAAUUAAAACAGAUUAAAGAGUAAAGACAUGUAUACUUCUGACUCCAUCAAAACUACUUGGACCCUACUACCAAAUAUAUAACAUUUAUAUAAUACCACAAAGAAAAAUUACAGAAAGGUAGAACAUAUGUAAAAAAGAUAUUUUUUAAAUGUUUAGUUUUAUAUCUGUAUGUGUGGUUUAGCUUGUGAAUGACUGGAUAAAUUACCAGAUAACAUAUAUAUACUGAUGCAACUAAUGUAAUAUAUAAAUGAAUGUGUGAUAUUGUUAUCAAUAUAAAAGUGCUCAAAGA